This is a messenger RNA of Toxotes jaculatrix (banded archerfish), 1606 nucleotides long. It is a transcript of the gene proca, whose product is annotated as protein C (inactivator of coagulation factors Va and VIIIa), a. The record is from RefSeq and is a predicted model, not a curated record. Gene Ontology annotation, biological process: blood coagulation; proteolysis. The transcript has 10 exons. Bases 172 to 1503 code for a protein of 443 amino acids. Gene Ontology annotation, cellular component: extracellular region. Lineage: Eukaryota; Metazoa; Chordata; Actinopteri; Toxotidae. Gene Ontology annotation, molecular function: serine-type endopeptidase activity; calcium ion binding.
UGUGUUGGCAGACUGUUCAGCUGCAGACUGUGGACUCUCAGUAAACACUGGUGGUUAGUUAUUAACAGUAGAAACAGAGCGAGCCGUCGUCUCUGUCCUCAGCUUCGGUUCUUUACGUGCUCCUCUGGAACUCACCCCUGUAACCUGCUUUAGUUUGGUUUGACUGACAUCAUGUCCCGCCUCCUCCUGUGUGCGUCCGUCGCUGUCGCUCUGUGGUCGGCGUCGGUGCUCAGUCUCUCAGUUUUCUCGGACCCUCCGGAGGCUCACAUGUUGCUCCGGUCCCGUCGGGCGAACUCCUUCCUGGAGGAGCUGAAACCCGCCUCCAUGGAGCGCGAAUGUGUGGAGGAGAGGUGUGACUUUGAAGAAGCCAGAGAGAUUUUCAAAACCCGGGAAGCCACACUGGAGUUCUGGACGGUGUACACAGAUGGAAACCAGUGUCACUCCAACAUGUGUGUUCAUGGAACCUGUGUGGAUCUGUACCAGGCCUACGCCUGCCGCUGUAACCAGGGAUAUGAGGGCAGAUACUGUGACCACCCUGAAACAGCCGCUAACUGCUCUGUGGAUAACGGCGGCUGUGACCAUGAGUGCACCGAGAGCGAGGACGGUCUGAGGAGGAGCUGCAGCUGUGUCAGCGGAUACAAGCUGCACGACAACUCCAGGAAGUGUGUCCCAAAAGGUUCCUCGUCCUGUGGGCAGCUGCUGAUCGGCAGGUCGUCGUAUUCCAAACCGAUGGACGGUCUGCUGCCGUGGAUGGUGGGAGGGGAGGUGGGGAAGAAGGGGGAGAGUCCCUGGCAGGUGCUGUUGCUGAACCCCAAAGGGCGGUUUCACUGCGGAGGCGUCCUCAUCGAUGAGAGCUGGGUCCUGACUGCCGCUCACUGCCUCGACAACGUCAUGAGGUUCAGAGUGCGACUCGGUGACUACGAGCGUCUCAGAGAAGAAGGCACUGAGGUGACCCUGAAGGUCAUCAAGGCCAUCAAGCACCCAGACUACAACAGCAGAACGAUAGACAACGACAUCGCCCUCCUGCGCCUGGAGACGCCAGCCCCGUUCUCAGAGUACAUCGUGCCCGCUUGUCUGCCUGGACGAAAGAUGGCUGAGCGGGUGCUCCACCUCAACGGUACCCUCACCGUGGUGACGGGCUGGGGCAAAGAUGACCUGGAUAGCACCCAGUUCAGCUCGGCACUCAACGUCAUCAAGGUCCCGCUGGUCGACCACAGCAUCUGCACCCAGCAGAUGUCCCACAACAUCUCCGACAACGUCCUCUGCGCCGGGAUCCUCGGCCAGAGAUUGGACGCCUGCGAGGGGGACAGCGGCGGACCGAUGGUCACUCUGUACCGAGACACCUGGUUCCUGAUUGGUCUGGUGUCCUGGGGCGAGGGCUGCGGCAGGGAGGACAAGCUGGGCAUCUACACCAAGGUGUCCAACUACAACGACUGGAUCGAUUCAGUGCGUGAAGAGUGGAACAGAAGUCAACUCCCACAACAACAACCCCCAAGCAUCUGAUCCACCUCAACAACUGGUCCAGUCUGCUUGGUAAAACCCACAUAAAGGCCUCAGUACAGCAGAGCUGUAACACACAUUCUUUAAUAAACUCAUUCUGUCUCAA